Molecule: messenger RNA, 1861 nt
Organism: Elephantulus edwardii (Cape elephant shrew)
Lineage: Eukaryota; Metazoa; Chordata; Mammalia; Macroscelidea; Macroscelididae
Gene: STX5
Product: syntaxin 5
Exons: 11
Coding region: 160-1125 (321 amino acids)
Biological process (GO): vesicle fusion; endoplasmic reticulum to Golgi vesicle-mediated transport; intracellular protein transport
Cellular component (GO): Golgi membrane; endomembrane system; SNARE complex
Molecular function (GO): SNAP receptor activity; SNARE binding
Source: RefSeq, a predicted model, not a curated record
ACCGGGGUCGGGCUAACGUGUGGGUGACGUGGCGGCUUCUAAUCUUUGGCCGGAUUUCGGCGGCUUCUGGGCUCGGGAAGGAGGCAGUGACGGACCGGGAGACAUUGGCAUUGGCAGCGGCGGCAGGCGGCAGUGAGGAGUCCGAGGUUAUGCGUCUCAAUGAUCCCGCGGAAACGCUACGGGUCUAAGAACACGGAUCAGGGUGUCUACCUGGGUCUCUCAAAGACACAGGUCCUGUCCCCUGCAACUGCUGGCAGUAGCAGCAGCAGCAGCGACUUCGCCCCUCUGCCCCCCCAAGUGGCCCUGGUCCCUCCCCCUCCCGACACCAUGUCCUGCCGGGACCGGACCCAGGAGUUCCUGUCUGCCUGCAAGUCCCUGCAGAGCCGUCAGAAUGGAAUCCAGACAAAUAAACCAGCUCUGCGUGCUGUCCAGCAGCGCAGUGAAUUCACUCUCAUGGCCAAGCGCAUUGGAAAAGAUCUCAGCAACACGUUUGCCAAGCUGGAGAAGCUGACGAUCUUGGCAAAGCGCAAGUCUCUCUUUGAUGAUAAAGGAGUGGAAAUUGAAGAGUUAACAUAUAUCAUCAAACAGGACAUUAAUAGCCUCAACAAACAAAUAGCUCAGCUUCAGGAUUUUGUGAAGGCCAAGGGCAGCCAGAGUGGCCGGCAUCUGCAGACGCAUUCCAACACCAUUGUGGUCUCCUUGCAGUCCAAACUGGCCUCCAUGUCCAAUGACUUCAAAUCAGUUCUAGAAGUGAGAACAGAGAAUCUGAAGCAACAGAAGAGCCGGAGGGAACAGUUCUCGAGAACCCCUGUGUCAGCCCUGCCCCUCACCCGCAACCAUUUGGGAGGUGGUCCUGUGGUUUUGGGGGCAGAGCCCAGGGCCUCUGGGGAUGUGGCCAUUGACAUGCUGGACUCUCGGACCAGCCAGCAGCUACAGCUCAUUGACGAACAGGAUUCCUACAUCCAGAGUCGAGCAGAUACCAUGCAGAACAUAGAGUCUACAAUUGUCGAGCUGGGUUCCAUCUUUCAGCAGUUGGCACACAUGGUUAAGGAACAAGAGGAAACCAUUCAGAGUGUCCUCCUCUUUCCUUCUGGUUUGUCUGUAGGAUCGACGAGAAUGUGCUAGGAGCCCAGCUGGAUGUUGAGGCCGCCCAUUCAGAGAUCCUCAAGUACUUCCAGUCCGUCACUUCCAACCGGUGGCUCAUGGUCAAAAUCUUCCUCAUCCUCAUUGUCUUCUUCAUCAUCUUUGUGGUCUUCCUUGCCUGAACCCUCUCCGCUCGGAGGCACUCCAUGGAGGUCUGAAGCCCUCCUGGGAAGGCAGGUGGAUCCGUCUGCCACCACUGAGCCUGUACAGGGUGCUUGGGAGAAAGGCCCUGUUUCCCUGGAACUGCUGAGAAUGGCCACUGCCCCUUGACCCCCUCAACCUCUGUCUUACCUCUUAAUGCCCUGUCCUUCCUCACCACCCCUCAGCCCACGAAACACACAGAGUUUUGGAUUUGGACUCCACUGGGAAGUGGCUGGAAGGGAGCAGAGGCCAGCUGGGAGCCAGUGGGAGAGGCAGAUUCCACUAGGAGUUUUUAUACACCUUCCCCAGCCUCUCUCCCACAGGAAGCACGAGCAGCAGGGGAAAUGAUGCCCUUCCUCACUUUCCUGAGAACGAGGAGAGGAAGAGAAACUGUCCCAUGGACCAACUUUCCCAUCUGGGUUAGAAUUUGACCUCUCUCCUUCCUCUUUUCACUGUGAGGCAGGGGGACUGAGCCUCUGUUGCCUGCACAACCCCAACACUGGCUGCUAGUGACUGUCAAUCUGCCAAAUGUGCUGCAGCCCAGUUUUUCCCAAUUACAGCAAGACUGUCAGCCUCA